CGUGCAUUCACAAUACAUACCAUUUACUAGAGAGAGGGACGAUCGUGCAAAUCCUCUAGUCCCCCACUACAUGCUAUUUAAUACUACCAAUACUGUUAACUGUACAGGGCUGUGAGAGGUACUAGAGAUGAGCAACCCACCACCGCCAAAAAAUGCCAUACACAUCCCGACAGCCGCAGAGCUUGCGCAGCGCAAUGCCGAGCGACGAGCACGGACAACCACCAACAAUAACAGCAAGUACUUCAACCCCACAUCAGCGCAACCACAACCACAUAGUACCAGCACACCCGCACCCAUAAAUGAUAGCAGUAAUAGCAGUUAUAAUAGUAUUAGUAGUAAAAACAAAAUAUCGGGUAGUGCAGUAUAUGGGAGUGUACAAAGUAAUGCAGGCUCGGGUGCGAGCUCAUCGGGUGGUGCUAGGGGGAGUAGGAAUGCGCAGGCGAAUGUACGUGAUACGACUAUAGGGGCCAGUGCACAACACAGUGGGAGUACGAGUUCAAGGAAACCUGCAGAUAGUACAAGAACACAGGCACAGGGAAGUAGUAGUAUGAAUACUCAGCCUACCAGCGCAAGUAAUACGAGUAAUGGGGGACAACAAACAGCUACGACAGGAACCGGUGCAAACCCCGGCGGGUCGUCUACCGGCAACUUCCAACAAUCGAAGCCUGUACCUGUGAAGGUCAGGAAUAUCAAUCCAAACGCAAUCACAGUUAAUCAACGGCAAAAAGGCAAUCCCAUUCUCAAACAUCUGCAACACACUGCAUACGAGUACGGCGACUGUUUACCAGACUACCAUAUAAGCCCGCACACAGCUAUAAUGUAUCUAAGUAUGCGCUUUCAUCUGUACCGUAGCAACUACAUCGGAGCCGCAGUGCGGUCGCUGGGACGUACGUACACGUUGCGAGUGCUUCUGCUGCACAUUGACGUGGAACAGUACCACACAGCGCUGGUGGAUCUGACGAAGUUGGCCACGCUCAAUGGGCUCACGCUUAUAUGUGCGUGGAGUCCAGAAGAAGCUGCCAGGUAUAUAGAAACAUUCAAGCGGUAUGAAAACAAGAACUCCGAUCUAUUGCAAGAAAAAGUGGAUGACUCGUAUCUGGCGCGUGCCACUGGCUUCUUGACUGAGGUCAAUUCCGUCAAUAGUACAGAUGUCAUCACUCUGCUGUCUGCCUUUGGGAGUAUCAAGGAUGUUGUUGCGGCAGACCAUCAAGAAUUGGCUGAGCUGCCGGGAGUGGGAGAUCAGAAGAUUCAUCGGAUAUACGAUGCAUUUAGGGCGCCGUUCGUUCCGAGUAAAGUUCCGGAAGAAGCCAUACAGCCCUGUCUAACGAUAGCCCCCACACCCAGCACAGCUGUACUAGCUAUCAGGGACAAAUAAAUGCUAAACCAGA
This is a messenger RNA of Sphaeroforma arctica JP610, 1388 nucleotides long. RefSeq lists its product as hypothetical. Gene Ontology annotation, biological process: mitotic recombination; UV-damage excision repair; nucleotide-excision repair. Gene Ontology annotation, molecular function: damaged DNA binding; single-stranded DNA binding. The record is from RefSeq and is a predicted model, not a curated record. NCBI's taxonomy places the organism in Eukaryota, Ichthyosporea, Ichthyophonida. Gene Ontology annotation, cellular component: nucleus; nucleotide-excision repair factor 1 complex; ERCC4-ERCC1 complex. The coding region runs from base 128 to 1375 and encodes 415 amino acids. The transcript has 7 exons.